This is a messenger RNA of Neodiprion virginianus, 1666 nucleotides long. RefSeq names its product small nuclear ribonucleoprotein Sm D3 (gene SmD3). The coding region runs from base 243 to 671 and encodes 142 amino acids. Lineage: Eukaryota; Metazoa; Arthropoda; Insecta; Hymenoptera; Diprionidae. Gene Ontology annotation, biological process: RNA processing; spliceosomal snRNP assembly. The transcript is spliced from 2 exons. Gene Ontology annotation, molecular function: RNA binding. Gene Ontology annotation, cellular component: SMN-Sm protein complex; U4 snRNP; U5 snRNP. The record is from RefSeq and is a predicted model, not a curated record.
AUUAUAUGCUCUAAUGUAAGCCGUGAUGCCGACCCAUGAUGCCGACAAUAAGCCAAGUGGCCAAAAUUCGAACUACGUAACUAUCCGGCCAUUUUCGUAAACGAAACGAAAGUGGCUGGCGUCCGUUGACAAACGUUGAUGCAACGAUACAGACUUCACACGGGUAUAAAUCCGUUUCAAUCGCCAGUUUUUUCGUGAGCUAGUGAGAUUUUAGUGUCGAUUAUCGGAACAUAAGUGUCAAAAUGUCGAUCGGGGUGCCAAUUAAAGUACUUCACGAAGCCGAAGGUCACACUAUAACCUGUGAAACUAACACCGGCGAGGUUUACCGCGGAAAGUUAAUAGAAGCCGAAGACAACAUGAACUGUCAAAUGCAAAACCUGACCGUCACUUAUCGCGAUGGACGCGUAGGCCAGCUAGAGAACGUUUACAUUAGGGGCUCAAAAAUAAGGUUCCUUAUAUUACCGGAUAUGUUGAAAAAUGCCCCGAUGUUCAAAAGACCCGGUGGCAAAGGCGCCGGCACUGCGGGCAGAGGAAAGUCUGCAAUACUACGGGCACAAGCACGGGGCAGGGGACGAGGUCAAAACCAGAGAGGCAGAGGCACGGGUUCGGCCCCUUGGUUGAAUCAGCAAAACCAACCAGGAGGUUCACAACCUGGAAGAGGAAGAGGAUAAAUGUUAUAAGGAUCAUUUUUGUUUAUCAUUAUAUCUAGUGCACUAAAGUUUAUUUAGUUCAUACUUUUAUAAGGGAUGUAAAAAAUAAUUCCAUGUAAACGUAAAUUGAAACCAAACAUGCCUGUGACAAUAUGUGUAGGCAGUGAUCACUUAUGAUAAUAACAAUGUAAAUUAAUAAGUAUUCAAAAAUUUAAUGUCAUUGUGUUUACUCCCUUAGGACUUUGAACAAGAAAACAGACCUGGUGGAGAAUACAACUGUCUUGCUGUAUUGUGGUUUUCAUUCAUAUUCCAUUGUAACAUCCCGUCUAAUUGUAAGUCUCAACCAGAGGUACAUGGGCAAAUGCGAGCAUUAUUAUGAAUUUUCUUCUACAUUAAUUAUCUUAAGAUCUGAAUGAAAUAUUAAGAUAAGAGGAAAGAUUGUUGAAAGAAUCUUUAACUAUGUUAUUUGCGACAACGAUUGUCAACACAAAAGAGAAUAUCUACUACGUUAUAAAAAUGCAUCUGGGAGGUCUGAAUAACACAAGCUAUGAUAUCAAGAAAGGUUUGAUUAUUGUGAAUUGAUAUUUCAUUCCCUACAGAGAUAGAAAAAAUUCGUCUGAAGUAGUUUCAAAAACAAUUUACAUCUAGAGUGCAUAUAAAUAGAUUUUUGUCAGAAAAGUGCAGCAGAUAUUCAACAAUUACAUUUGUGCAUUAUAACUAUUAUAGUGUAAGAAUUUUCGAAUGUUUAUUAUAAGUUGUAUGAAUCUAAAGUUCCUAAUUACGUACUAAUUAGACACUUCAUUAAGAAAUUGAAUGCUCAUGAUAUUUUUAAUUCAAGCGGGAACCUCCAAAACAAAAAAUCCACGAAGGACGAUAGAUUUAGAAAAACUGAUACACUGGAAUCAAACGAUAAUUAGAGGCUAAAAUUGAGUGCAAGGUUAUGGACAUGUAUGUAUCUUUCUGUUUCAACUUGUGAAUCGUAGUGUCUUGCAGAAAUCUGGCAGCGCUGCCGAUUU